Molecule: messenger RNA, 1233 nt
Organism: Mesorhabditis belari
Lineage: Eukaryota; Metazoa; Nematoda; Chromadorea; Rhabditida; Rhabditidae
Source: the annotation of a GenBank genome assembly
AUGGCCAAAAAGAAGGGCAGUGGUUUAGCAGCAAUUCUCUCAGGACAACCUGUUGUUGUGAAGAAACGGAAAUCAUUUAAAGAACGAUUUAAGGAGAAACUAAUUUCCAUCGGACCUCAUCUCGGUCUUGUGGUCGCCAACGUUGUCUAUGUAAUUGCAGGGGCUUAUGUUUUUGUGGCACUGGAAGGACCUCAUGAGGAAACGACACGAAAAGAAACCGAACGUUUCGUACUAAACGAACAAACAAAAUUGAUUGAUGGAGCUGUAGAAGCCAGGAUAAAAUAUAUUGACGAUGAUGAGAGUUACAAUGUCACUCUAAAUAUGCUCUUCGAUAGUUACACGGAGGCGAUUCUCUUACUCUUUUUUGAUCCGGUGAAGGCAAAUUAUUUCGAUUCAAGAGUCUAUUACAAUAAUACAUAUCAACGAUUGUGGACAGAAUCGGCUGCUUUACUGUUUACAUCAACAACCGUCAUUCCAGUUGGCUUUGGCUUAGUGACUCCAAUGACUGGAUCGGGUCGAGCAUUCCUUUGUACUUAUGCCGCUUUGGGUCUUCCAUUAGCUUUGAUCACUUUGUCAGAUAUCGGGAAAUUUCUCAGCAAUCUCGGCUAUGAUCUUGUGAAGAAGGAGUCGACCUAUUCGUUGACUCUCUUGAUCCUUUUGCCCGUUUAUCCGAUUAUGUGGGGAAUUAUGAUCAGUUUAUUCACAAACAACUCAAUGAUCGACUCGAUCUAUUAUUGCAGUAUCACAAUUUUUACAAUCGGCUACGGUGAUAUGGGUCCACCCGUUCCAAUUCCAAUUCUUCUUUGCUUCAUUAUAUUUGGCGUUACUUUGGUCACCCUAACAAUUGAUGUUGUUGCAGCAAAUGCAAUUGAUCGAGUCCAUUAUGUUGGAAGACAGAUGGGAAAAGCUCGAGUGAUUGCUGAUAAAAUGAUUGCUAUGGCUCAAAAGAUUAAUAUCAAUCGAGGAUUGGAGCUUGGUUUCGCUCAGCUGAACACUUUUGCCAAACUGGGCAUUCUGAUGAAAUUUGAUGGAAACGGAGUAACAAUGCCUCAAAUGGUGAUGGGAGAACCGCUCACUCCAAACACAAUCAGAAAAGGGAGAACUGCUUUUGAUCCACCAGGAUUUAUGCCUUUCGCUGAUGAAAAAGCUUAUCGGCACUUGGACUCGUCAGCGGCGAGUUCUCCUCGUUUCAAUCAUCGAGAUCACGAUUUUCCAUUUAUCGACACAAAAAGU